Salvia splendens (bonfire salvia) is the source of this 1500-nucleotide messenger RNA. Its product is annotated as low affinity inorganic phosphate transporter 4. Gene Ontology annotation, biological process: transmembrane transport. The transcript is spliced from 2 exons. The coding region runs from base 1 to 1500 and encodes 499 amino acids. NCBI's taxonomy places the organism in Eukaryota, Viridiplantae, Streptophyta, Magnoliopsida, Lamiales, Lamiaceae. The record is from RefSeq and is a predicted model, not a curated record. Gene Ontology annotation, cellular component: membrane. Gene Ontology annotation, molecular function: transmembrane transporter activity.
AUGGCCUCAAACAGCAACAUCUCGGUUCUCAACGCCCUCGACAAUGCCCGCACCCAGAUGUACCACGUCACGGCCAUCGUGAUCGCCGGAAUGGGAUUCUUCACCGACGCAUACGAUCUCUUCUGCAUCUCAACCGUCUCCAAGCUCCUCGGCCGCCUCUACUACUACGACCCCACCACCGGCAAGCCCGGGAAGCUCCCCCACAGCGUCAACAACGUGGUCAUCGGCGUUGCCCUCGUCGGUACUCUAAGCGGCCAGCUCUUCUUCGGCUACUUGGGCGACAAGCUCGGCCGCAAAAAAGUCUAUGGCGUCACCCUCAUCCUCAUGGCCUCCUGCGCCAUCUGCUCCGGCCUCUCUUUCGGCUAUAGCCCCAAGGUUGUCAUGGGGACGUUAUGCUUCUUCCGCUUCUGGCUCGGCUUCGGCAUAGGCGGCGACUACCCUCUCUCCGCCACCAUCAUGUCCGAGUACGCCAAUAAAAAGACCCGUGGCGCCUUCAUCGCAGCGGUCUUCGCCAUGCAAGGCGUGGGGAUCAUCUUCGCCGGUUUAGUCUCCAUGAUCAUAUCCCGGGUCUUUCUCGGGAUGUAUGAAGGGCCGGCCUUCAGUGAGGAGCACGUGUUCUCCACCGAGCCCGAGGCCGACUACGUGUGGAGAAUCGUGCUGAUGAUCGGCUCGCUCCCGGCGUUGCUGACGUUCUACUGGAGGAUGAAGAUGCCGGAGACGGGGCGUUACACGGCCUUGAUUGAGGGGAACGCUAAGCAGGCGGCGGCGGAUAUGGGACGCGUGCUCGACAUCGAGAUCAACGCAGAGCAGGAGAAGGUGGCCCAAUUCAACUCCGCUAACGAGUACAAGCUUUUUUCGAACGAGUUCUUCGCCCGCCACGGAAAGCACUUGAUUGGGACGACAACCACGUGGUUUUUACUAGACAUCGCUUUCUACAGCCAGAACCUAACGCAGAAGGACAUAUUUCCAGUGAUGGGACUGACGCAGGAAGCCGGAAACGUAAGCGCGCUAAGGGAGAUGUUCGAGACGUCGCGGGCGAUGUUCGUGAUCGCGCUCUUCGGGACCUUCCCAGGCUACUGGUUCACCGUCGCCUUCAUUGAAAAAGUCGGGCGGUUCUACAUCCAACUAGUCGGUUUCUUCAUGAUGUCGAUGUUCAUGUUCAUCAUCGGGGUCAAGUACGAAUACCUCAAGAAUAAAGACCACAGGUGGACCUUUGCGGCACUCUACGGCCUCACUUUCUUCUUUGCCAACUUCGGCCCCAACAGCACGACCUUCGUGCUGCCGGCCGAGCUGUUCCCGACGCGGGUGCGCUCGACGUGCCACGCCAUCAGCGCAGCGUUGGGGAAGGCCGGGGCCAUGAUCGGCGCCUUCGGGAUACAGAACUUCACGCAGGACGGGAAACCCGACCAGAUCAAGAAGGCCAUGAUCGUCUUGGCCAUUACCAAUUUGAUGGGUUUCGGCUUCACCUUCAUGGUCACUGAUGAAUCGGCGAAUUUCUGA